GUGAUGGGAAACCUAGGAGCUUUCAAAAGAAGCCUUUUAUUCUCAGCCUUAUCUUAUUUGGGUUUUGAAGCAUAUCAAGUAUUUUCCCAGGCUGCUGUGGUUCAUGCCAUAGCCAAAGUGUUCAGAGUUGAAGAAAUUCUUGAACAAGCAGACUACCUAUAUGAGAGUGGAGAAACAGAAAAACUUUAUCAGUUGCUGACUCAAUACAAGGAAAGUGAAGACGCAGAGUUACUGUGGCGUUUGGCACGGGCAUCACGUGAUAUAGCUCAGCUUAGUGGAACCUCAGAAGAGGAGAAAAAGCUCUUGGUCUAUGAAGCCCUAGAGUAUGCAAAAAGAGCACUAGAAAAAAAUGAACGCAGUUUUGCAGCUCAUAAGUGGUAUGCAAUCUGUAUUAGUGAUGUUGGAGAUUAUGAAGGCAUCAAGGCUAAAAUUGCAAAUGCUUACAUUAUCAAGGAGCAUUUUGAGAAAGCAAUUGAACUGAACCCAAAAGAUGCUACCUCCAUUCACCUUAUGGGUAUUUGGUGUUAUACAUUUGCUGAAAUGCCUUGGUAUCAAAGAAGAAUUGCUAAAAUGCUGUUUGCAACUCCUCCUAGUUCCACCUAUCAGGAGGCCUUAGGCUACUUUCACAGGGCAGAGCAAGUGGAUCCAAACUUCUACAGCAAAAACUUGCUUCUUUUAGGAAAGACCUAUUUGAAGUUACACAACAAAAAGCUUGCUGCCUUCUGGCUAAUGAAAGCCAAGGACUAUCCAGCACACACAGAGGAGGAUAAACAGAUACAGACAGAAGCUGCUCAGUUGCUUACAGGUUUCAGUGACCAGAAAUGA
Messenger RNA from Puma concolor (puma), 825 nucleotides. RefSeq names its product regulator of microtubule dynamics 1 (gene RMDN1). Gene Ontology annotation, molecular function: microtubule binding. NCBI's taxonomy places the organism in Eukaryota, Metazoa, Chordata, Mammalia, Carnivora, Felidae. Gene Ontology annotation, cellular component: mitotic spindle pole; mitochondrion; cytoplasm. The record is from RefSeq and is a predicted model, not a curated record.